UGAAUAUCUAAUCUAAAAAAGCAAGUUUCUCUGAUCAUAUGUUUCUAUUUCAUCUGAAUUUUUCAAAAAACUUGCAAUAGCGAACAAGAAACUUUUUGUUGUUAGGGUAUACUCGAAGCUCACAAGAUCAUGGCUUUGCGCGCUCCAAGACAAACUGCCGAUGUCGGUAGAGACCACCAGCUCUAUUGGUGUUACCAUUGUCAUCGGUUGGUCCAUGUUAGCUCGGACAACCUGUCCGAGGUGGCUUGUCCGAGGUGCCUUGGUCAGUUCCUUGUUCAAAUCAACAUGAGAAGAACUAGAUCGGUUCCUGAAUUCACUGCAUUCGAUCCCUCUCCUGUGGCCCGAAUUCUUGAAGCGUUGUCCCUCUUGUUUGAUCCACCAAAUGCAUUGCAAAAUCCCGACAUGGAUAGAAGAAGAAAUGAUCAAGGAACUGGACAAAGAAUUCGUGUUCUUCGCAGAAGACAUCAAAGGGAAGGAUCCGAGCCGGCAAACCGAUGGGGAUGGUUAUUGCCGAGGAGAAGAAACAAUUUGUUUGGUGAGAAUAGGGAUGAUUGGAGACCUGAACCUGGGAUUCUAGCCCGUCUCUGGGCCUGGAUCAUUCUCGGAUUAGCCGGGGCUGUCCCAGCUGGCGGUAGGAAUCCAUUACAGGAAGGGCUGAUACCACCUAGAGUGCAACCCCGGAACUACUUUGUAGGCCCUGGAUUUGAGCGACUUAUAGAAGAACUUACUCAGAACGACAGGUCGGGGGCAACUCCGGCCCCAGAGUCGGCCAUUGAUGCGAUUCCGACAACGAAAGUUAAGCCAUCCCAUUUGGCUACCAGUUCAGAAUGCCCAGUUUGCAUGGAAGAAUUUAAAUUAGGAACUAAAGCAAGGGAGCUUCCAUGCAACCAUAUAUACCAUUCUGAUUGCAUUGUCCCUUGGUUGAGGCUGCACAAUUCUUGCCCAGUUUGCCGCCACGAGCUGCCGGUUCCAAGUCAAAUUCCGGCAGAUUCAUCCAGUGAUUCUCGUGAGGAAGGUAGAGGCUGAGGCAGACGGGCAAUACGUGACCCUUCCGAUCAAGAUAUCGAUCUCUUCAUCCACAUGAUAGUGGCACAUGAAUAUCUCAUCGCGGAGAGAAUUGAAAGCACAAUUCGUAUGUAGCAUGAUCUCAAUGCAAGUAAAAGGACGUAGAAUUAGAUGUAUUUCGUAAUUGCAACCAAGCUCUGGUUAUCAAAUACAUUGUAACUUCCUGUAAAUUGCAUUGUCUACUGAAGGUAAUUGUCUUAAGUAAAUGAUGGCACAACAGCCAGUGCAUCAACAUGUUUUAUUCAAUUUCGAGACACAGAAAAACUAAAAGCUGAAGAUCCACAAAAUCUGCAGUUAACAUAGAACCGCCAUACAGGACACGUAUGAAUAUGAUCGAUCAUACAAUUCUUUUCUUUAUCAAUCUUGAUGUUUCUAUAUCUGUCACGAUCAAUGCUGAUA
This is a messenger RNA of Olea europaea var. sylvestris, 1464 nucleotides long. RefSeq names its product probable E3 ubiquitin-protein ligase RHC1A. The transcript has a single exon. Gene Ontology annotation, molecular function: ubiquitin protein ligase activity. Gene Ontology annotation, cellular component: cytoplasm. The record is from RefSeq and is a predicted model, not a curated record. NCBI's taxonomy places the organism in Eukaryota, Viridiplantae, Streptophyta, Magnoliopsida, Lamiales, Oleaceae. Gene Ontology annotation, biological process: protein ubiquitination. Bases 130 to 1026 code for a protein of 298 amino acids.